GAAACUCGAGACUGCAAAAUGGAGGAAUUGGGCUGUGUCCCGGGGCUCCCAUGCGUGAAGGACGGAGGCAGAGGAAGGCUGCCCUGGGUGUUUGCCAUCACUGCACAGGAUCACGGUCAUUCUUAUGAGCCUGCCGACCACCACGGGCCCAAGAUGUCAGCUGGGGACAAGAAUGGGGGCAGCCACUCCAGCAGCAGCCGCCUGCAGAGCAAGAAACCCCCCAACCUCUCCAUCAUCAUCCCUCCCCGGGAGGCAGAGGAGGAUGGUGCCCGCAAGGAGCCCUCCAAGGUGCCCAUCUACCGCAAGAGCAAGAGCCUGCAGGAGCCCCGCCCGGAGCGCCGGCCCGGCUUCCGCCGGCAGACAUCCCUGUCCCAGAGCAUCCGCAAGGGCACAGCGCAAUGGUUCGGAGUCAGCAGCGACUGGGAGGGGAAGCGGCAGCAGUGGCAGCGCAAGAGCCUGCAGCACUGCAGCAUGAGGUACGGCAAGCUGAAGCCUGCCUAUCGUGACAUGGAGCUGCCCAGCCAGGAGGUGCCCUCCUUCCAAGCCACCGAGUCACCCAAGCCCGCCAAGAUGCCCAAGAUCGUGGACCCACUGGCCAGGGGCCGUCCCUUCCGCCAUCCCGACGAGACCGACCGUCCCCACACGCCCCACCACGUCCUGCCCCCGCUCACCCCCGGCGUUGUCUCCUUGGCAUCCUUCAACAGCAUCCGCUCGGGCUACGGCCGGCUGCCCCGCAGGAAGAGGGAGUCUGUCGCCCACAUGAGCUUCAAGGCAGCUGCAGCCCUUCUCCGUGGGCGCUCUGUCCUGGAGCCACUGGCUCCCAAGCAGAGGAGCAAGAGGAGCUUCCUAUACCCCAGCUUCAUGGAUGAGGACAUGGUGGAUGCUGCUGAUACCCUGGACUCGUCCUUCUUCAGCAAGAUGGACAUGCACGAUGAGACAUACUCCAUGCCCGAUGAUGUCUUUGAGUCUCCUCCUCUAUCAGCCACAUACUUACGAAUGCACCAGGUGGGGGAGGAUGCUAAGGUGUCCCCCGAGGUGGAGCAGCCCACCCCGCGGGAGGGUGUCCGGCUCGCGUCAGUGUCGGGCAGUGCGGGCCCGGCUCCGCGGCGGGGCAGGCGCAUCGCCUCCAAAGUGAAGCACUUCGCCUUCGACCGCAAGAAACGCUACUACGGGCUGGGGGUGGUGGGCAAGUGGCUGAACAGGACGUACCGGCGCAGCCUGAGCAGCAUCGUGCAGUCCCAGCUGGAGAUCACCGACAGCCACAGGCCGUAUUUCACAUACUGGAUCACCUUUGUCCACAUUCUCAUCACCCUGCUGGUCAUCGGUACCUACGGCAUUGCCCCCAUUGGCUUCGCCCAGCAUGUGACGACAGAGUUAGUGCUGAGGAACAAGGGUGUCUACGAGAGUGUCAAGUACAUCCAGCAGGAAAACUUCUGGAUUGGGCCCAGCUCGAUCGACCUGAUCCACCUGGGAGCCAAGUUCUCCCCCUGCAUCCGGAAGGACCGGCAGGUGGAGCGGCUCAUCCAGCGUGAGCGGGACCGGGAGCGCGGCUCCGGCUGCUGCGUCCAGAACGACAACUCAGGCUGCAUCCAGACCCUGCCACAGGACUGCUCCGUGCGUGCCCCUGCCGUGGGAAGGGCUGGGGAUUCCUGGGGAAACCAUCUCAGUCCUGCACUGCAGCAGGCCAGGAUGCAUGUGGGGUCAGAGCUAUGCAUUCCCUGCUGCAUCCCAGUCUCCCCAUGCUCCCUGCAGGAGACUCUGGCAACAUUCAUCAAGUGGCCGGGCAGCAACGCGCCAGCCAUGAGCUUAGGAGAGAAGCGGAGCUCGGGGGCAGUGUGUCACCAGGACCCCAGGACAUGUGAGGAGCCAGCAUCCAACCCACCCCAUGUGUGGCCAGAUGACAUCACCAAGUGGCCGAUCUGCACCUACGAGACCAAAACCAACCACACGGGCUUUACCCACCUGGACUGUGAGAUCAAGGGCAGGCCCUGCUGCAUCGGCACCAAGGGCAGGUGGGUGGUGGCAAAGGGAGCACCUGGCUUGGCUCUGCCCUCCUGCCUCUUGUUGUCCCAUCAGUGUCCAGAGAUGUGCCUGGGGGGAGAGAGAGGUUAUGGAGCCUUGAGGGGUGGGAAGCACGGUGGCAGCAGGCUGGGAGCAGAGGGCGAUGCUCAGGAGCAUCCUGAGUGUUCCCUGCCCCCAGCAAGCCCCCUCCUGCCCCCUGCCAGCUGCGAGAUCACCACACGGGAGUACUGCGACUUCAUGCACGGCUACUUCCACGAGGAGGCAACGCUCUGCUCGCAGGUGCACUGCCUGGACGAGGUCUGUGGGCUCCUGCCUUUCCUGAACCCGGAGGUCCCUGACCAGUUCUACCGCCUGUGGCUGUCCCUGUUCCUGCAUGCUGGCAUCAUCCACUGCCUGGUGUCGGUGACGUUCCAGAUGACAGUGCUGCGGGACCUGGAGAAGCUGGCAGGCUGGCAUCGUAUCUCCAUCAUCUUCAUCCUCAGCGGCAUCACGGGCAACCUGGCCAGUGCCAUCUUCCUACCCUACAGGGCAGAGGUGGGCCCUGCCGGGUCCCAGUUCGGCUUGCUGGCCUGCCUCUUCGUGGAGCUCUUCCAAAGCUGGCAGGUGCUGGAGAAACCCUGGAAAGCCUUCCUCAACCUCUUUGGCAUCGUCCUCUUCCUCUUCAUCUGUGGCCUCUUGCCCUGGAUCGACAACAUCGCUCACCUCUUCGGCUUCCUCAGCGGCCUCCUGCUGUCCUUCGCCUUCCUGCCCUACAUCACCUUCGGCACGGUGGACAAGUACCGCAAGCGGGCCAUGAUCAUCGUGUCCCUGCUGGUCUUCGUGGGGCUCUUUGCCUCGCUGGUGGUGUGGCUGUACGUGUACCCCGUGAACUGGCGCUGGGUGGAGUACCUCACCUGCCUGCCCUUCACCAGCAAGUUCUGCGAGAAGUACGGGCUGGAGCAGGUCCUGCACUGACCCUGCCCCCAGGGACAGGCGUGGCACAGGCGAUGUUUUCCAUGGGGUGGGUCCUCCCCAGCCUGUGGGAGAUGGUGGUGGCUGCUCCAGGAUGGGGCAUGGCUCCAUCCUCAGGGAUGGUGGGUUUGGGGUACCCCUUACUCAAUGCUGGGGAUGCAGGGCUGAGCCAGCCCUACCUCGAACCCCUUUGGGGCUCCCUCCUGAUGCUGGAAAGCCGUAACUGGCUUGGGGACCGACUCUGGCUGCUGUCUGUGUGGGGGAAGGGCUGAGGGAAGUGGGAUUUUGGUGUAUCCAUGGCCAGGCUGGAUUCCCAGUCCUGGGGUGAAGUUGCUGAAGUCUCCAGCCUGUGCCCCUGCCAGCCUGGGGCCCCAUUCCCCCCUCAGUGCCCUGCGGCUCAUACUGUGAACACAACCCCCUUUUUGCAGGGGCACCUUUUUUUAUCCACAGCUCUUUAGGCCCAGGGUUUCCCCAUUGUGGGCUCCCUGGAGUCUCUGUUGUGGCUCCAAGAUGUUCAGAGCUGUGCUUCAAAGACAUUUUUCAGUCCUGUUCUCCCUGAGGCCCCCAAGGAGGCUUGUGCCUUCCCACCUGGCUCCUCACUGGAUGGAGAGGCAGGACUUGGGACAGGGAGCUUUUCUUUCCCUUUUUUCAGUGAAGUUCUCUUUCUGGAAGGGGAGGAGUGGCAAGGACCAUGUUUGUAGUGCCAUGGUGGGAGGCAGCCAUGGAGAAAAGCCCCCUGGGGGUCUCGUGUGGCUGCUUCUGGAGCCCACAGACCUCUCAGGAAGCUGUCGGUGCUCCCACCUUCUGCCUUGAGUCCCUGCUGUUUCCCCUUUCCCUCUUUCAAAGUAGGGAGACCCAGGUAGCCCUCCCUUCCUCCAGUGGUGCUGGUCAGGUGGAGAAGUACAGGAUGGGGCAGUCACCUUCCCUCUUCCCUGCCUGAGGCUGCACAUUCCCACCUGCCCCCAGCCCUGGGCUGCUGUCCCCAGCAUGUCCUCCUCAUUCCCACCAGCCAUGGCAUGAAGGCAGGUCCUUCCUGGGGUCCAGGUGACCCCUCUGGGCUGGUUUGGACCCAGGCUGAUGCCAGGCUGUCUCUCCCCUGAGAUGUGUUGCUUUGGUGUUGGAAGCCUCAGUGCAUUUAAAUGGGGGCAGGGUGGGAAUGCCCCAAUUAGGAUGUCCUAGGAUGAAUAUUCAAGGGUUGAGGGCCUGGCUCCCUCUCCACAACCACUUGCUGAAUGAGCCCAGGAACAUCUGUAUCCAUCCCUGCAUCCCACCACCCUGGGCCAGUUUUCAGCCUCACUCUGUCCCUGCAGUUGCUGCUCCAGCCAAAGACAGACACUUCACUUAAUUUGUCUCUUUUUGAUACUUUUUUAAAAUGCUGUGGAUUUCCCCCAUUAAUAAAUUUCUACCUGUAUUUAAUGAGA
Cinclus cinclus is the source of this 4394-nucleotide messenger RNA. RefSeq names its product rhomboid 5 homolog 2 (gene RHBDF2). Gene Ontology annotation, biological process: regulation of epidermal growth factor receptor signaling pathway; regulation of protein secretion. The transcript is spliced from 17 exons. Bases 19 to 2976 code for a protein of 985 amino acids. Gene Ontology annotation, molecular function: serine-type endopeptidase activity. Gene Ontology annotation, cellular component: endoplasmic reticulum membrane. Lineage: Eukaryota; Metazoa; Chordata; Aves; Passeriformes; Cinclidae. The record is from RefSeq and is a predicted model, not a curated record.